Fusarium sp. VM40 is the source of this 651-nucleotide messenger RNA. The record is from the annotation of a GenBank genome assembly. Lineage: Eukaryota; Fungi; Ascomycota; Sordariomycetes; Hypocreales; Nectriaceae.
AUGUCACGACGAAGCGAUCGUCCUCACAGACAUAGCCGCUCCAGCAGGUCCCAGCAGUACGAUAUACCCAUUGAUCCAAGUCUCACUGAAGCCACAUACCCUGAGAACUCUGAGGCUCAAAGCUACGGCUCCUACACCCAGGCUGGUCCAACAGUUACGAGCGAACCAGAGGCUCAGGACACAGGCCAAAUGGAGUAUUAUAUGAUGCAGCAGCCGGCAACGGUGAACCCUAAUGAGGUUUUACUUGACCGAGGACCUGUCUAUGCAGCUCAAAGUUAUCCCAGCUCUGCUUACCAAAUUGCUAGCUAUGCCGAGCCAGUUGCCUCUUCGUCAACAGCACAAGGCCACAAUGACAACUACUGCUCAAAAUGCAGGCAUUCCUACGACUCAGCUCGAGACUUCAACAAGCACAUGAAGACUCACAACAAACCCGUGAAAUGCGAAGCCAGUCCGAACUGCAAUGUCACAAAGGCAGAACAGCGAGACAUGGAUCGUCACUACCAAACAUCUCAUAAAACCUAUGCAGCAAGCAAGAACAUCUUGACUGAAGAAGUAGGCUGUGGCUUUGAAGGAUGUACUUCGACGUUUACGAGGAGGGACAAUCUUCGUAAGCAUUGGAAGAAAUACCACGGCUAUGAGCCUACCAAGUAG